AUGGGCAGUGUAUUUGAGAAAGUCACAGAAGUUGUGGUCAAAGAAAUGGAUGCUGGAGGAUCUAUGGUUGCCGUCAGAAGCAUUGCUAGUUCUGACAAAUAUAGAUGCUUAAGUCUGGUGAAGAGAAAGAACAGUGGUUUUGGAUGCCAUUACUGCGACACAGGCCUCACUUUGAUGGACAUACUGGAGAGGCAGGAGGGUGAUGAUGUGGAUUCUAGUGCCCAAGGUCCACUUGCAGGUAUUUUGCAUUGUCAAAAAAAGGUUAACAUGAUCGUGUCAGGGGUGUGUUGUGAAAAAAUAACAAUUAGAGGGAACUACAAAAAUUCCCAGAAACAGGAAAUUAGUAUAAUGAGGGACCGCACACCCCAAGAAUAUCUGAAUUCUCUGGAGAACAGGAAGCUGAAGGAAAAUCUACCUCCUAAGUUUAGGAAAAUCCGCAGAAUGAAAGAAGACCUGUAUUUGGUGACAGAAACUCUGAAGAAUGAAAAGCAAGAAACCCUGACAGACAGCUGGGCAUACAAAUUUUGGGGCAUGUUUGAUUUCUUACCUCUUGGUCUUGGAGUCAACUACAAGACCAAAGUUGGUUUAGAUAUUUAUGACUCGGACCAAACAACCUCCUUCCCAAAAAGUGAGGCCUUGCAUUCAGAGGAUACCAGAAACCUGAAAGAGAAAGUGGAAGACAUGGAGGAAAGCCUUAUGGAUCUGACAGAGGCAGAGAAACAGGAUGUGCUCAAGUGCCUCACUAACUGCCUCAGAGAUGACCAGAGCUGCAGAAGCUACAGCAGAGAAGAGGAGGAGGAAGAGGAGGCAGCAGUUACUCUCAUACUUUGCCUCUUUAAUGAUGCUGGGAUCUUGAUAGAGAAGCGCGCGGAAGCCAUUCUGACCGUCCUGGAUGCCUUGAUGGGGCUAUCUGAGGAGCUGCAGCUCCUGGAUGACACUCUACAGAAGGGAACCUUGCCCCAGUUGAAGGAGCAGGUGGAGUCUCUCCUGGAGCGGUAUGAGGGUGAGCAGCCCCCCGAUGUGGAAGCUGACAGUGAGACUUCCAGACUCUGUGCCCUCUAUGUUGCUGCCGCCAUCAUGGUGCAGCUGAGUGCUUCCUCUGCGUCUUCCUAA
Messenger RNA from Condylura cristata (star-nosed mole), 1113 nucleotides. It is a transcript of the gene GSDMB, whose product is annotated as gasdermin B. Gene Ontology annotation, biological process: defense response to bacterium; pyroptotic inflammatory response. Lineage: Eukaryota; Metazoa; Chordata; Mammalia; Eulipotyphla; Talpidae. The record is from RefSeq and is a predicted model, not a curated record. Bases 1 to 1113 code for a protein of 370 amino acids. Gene Ontology annotation, molecular function: phosphatidylinositol-4,5-bisphosphate binding; phosphatidylserine binding; phosphatidylinositol-4-phosphate binding. The transcript has 8 exons.